Molecule: messenger RNA, 4746 nt
Organism: Dama dama (fallow deer)
Lineage: Eukaryota; Metazoa; Chordata; Mammalia; Artiodactyla; Cervidae
Gene: OTULIN
Product: OTU deubiquitinase with linear linkage specificity
Exons: 7
Coding region: 92-1150 (352 amino acids)
Biological process (GO): protein linear deubiquitination
Molecular function (GO): cysteine-type deubiquitinase activity
Source: RefSeq, a predicted model, not a curated record
GGCGGCCGCGGCCCGGGCGCCCCGACGGGAGGGGCUCCGGAUCGCUGGGAGGCGGCCGAAGCCCUGCGGCGCCGCCGGCUACGGCGGCCCCAUGAGUCGGGGGACGAUGCCUCAGCCCGGAGCGUGGCCGGGCGCUAGCUGUGCCGAGAAGCCGGCAUGGGAGGCGGGAGCCGCGGCGCCGGAGGGCGGGAAGUUUGCGGCCGGUGGGCCACCGCGCGUCGCGGUGCGGUGCCCGUCCGAGCACGAGGAGGACAUGUAUCGUGCGGCGGAUGAAAUAGAAAAGGAGAAAGAAUUACUUAUACAUGAAAGAGGGUCAUCAGAACCUAGAUUAAGUGUAGCUCCUGAAAUGGAUAUCAUGGACUACUGCAAAAAAGAAUGGAGGGGAAAUACGCAAAAAGCAACAUGUAUGAAAAAGGGCUACGAGGAGGUGUCCCAGAAAUUCACCUCCAUCAGGCGAGUCCGCGGAGAUAACUACUGUGCGCUGAGGGCCACGCUGUUCCAGGCCAUGAGCCAGCCGACGGCGCUGCCCUCCUGGCUGCAGGACCCGGAGCUCACGCUGUUACCAGAAAAACUCAUAAGCAAAUACAGCUGGAUCAAGCAGUGGAAGCUGGGACUGAAAUUUGAGGGGAAGAGCAAGGACCUGGUGGAUAAAAUUAAGGAGUCCCUCGCUUUACUGAGGAAGAAGUGGGCAAGCCUGGCUGAACUGAGAACGGCAGAAGCAAGGCAGAUGGCUUGUGAUGAACUGUUCACAAAUGAAGAAGAGGAGUACAGCCUCUAUGAAGCUGUAAAAUUCCUAAUGCUGAACAGAGCCAUUGAACUCUAUGACGAUAAAGAGAAGGGAAAGGAAGUGCCGUUUUUCUCUGUGCUUCUCUUUGCUCGGGAUACAUCAAGUGAUCCUGGUCAGCUGCUGCGGAACCAUCUGAACCAGGUGGGGCACACUGGCGGCCUGGAACAGGUCGAGAUGUUCCUCCUGGCCUACGCCGUGCGCCACACCAUCCGGGUGUACCGGCUCUCCAAGUACGGCACCGAGGAGUUCAUCACGGUCUACCCCACCGACCCCCCCGGGGACUGGCCGGUGGUGACCCUGAUCGCCGAGGACGACCGGCACUACAACGUCCCCGUCCGGGUGUGUGAGGAGACCAGCCUGUGAGCCGCGCUUGGACCGCCUGGCCACGCGGCUGAGGGGCGCAGGCAGCCCCUCGCCAGGGCCUCGGGCCUGCAGGUCCCUGAGCCCAACCUUUGAGGACACCUGGGCCCAGUUAGCCUCGCCGGACUGGAAUGUUCUGGGGACUAACUUUGGCGAAUCAGUAGUAACUGCGAUUUUUUCCCCCUCAUCUAUGAUGCAGUAUGUUUCCGUGGGGGCCUUCAGAGCACACCUGUUACAAGGUGCAAACUACACCUCCUCCAUAAAACACACAGUUUUAUAUCAGAGGAGUCGCGUGCUGGACAGAAAAGCGUCCAAAGCGCUCUCUCAUAGUAAACUGGCUUUCAGUUUUUUUUUUUAAGGUGGUAAUUUUUGUUCUGGUGGUCACAGCGUCUGCAGUGCCCUUUCUCUACAACUAUGCAAUCAGUUCACACGGUAGAAGUCGGGGGCAGAGCCUGCGAACAGCCCAGCAUCCCUGAUAGUCUCACCCAGCAAUGGUUUGAAUUCACAUGUUAAUUAAAGCUGUUAUAAGCCGAGUGUCUAAUAGAAGAAUCAGAACUGGGUCCAAAAGUGAGCUGCUUAAAGGCUAGAGAAGGGGCUGCAGGAGGAAGGCAGCGGCCCCAGGACAUUGUUGCUCUGCCAGGAUGUGCCAGGCGUCUGUGGUCACAGACACCCCGGCUUGGGAGCCUGGUGCAGGGGUGGGUGGUCGGCGGGAGUGGUGGUCGGCGGGAGGGGCUGUUCCUUCAUCUGCAGUUCCACAGAUUCACCAUCAUCUAGUCAGAGUCAAGCUUAGACCCGUGUGCAUUUUUAUAGGAAACCAAGGCCAAUUGAUGAGUUUCUGGAAAGUGCUUCCAUUGCCAGGUUCCUGUCUCACAUCUCUUGGAGGGGAUCAGUAGCAGCAGAGGCUCUCUGGUUUUCAUGAGUAAGUUUUCAGUAGAAGGAUGUGCUUGUCACUGAUUGCAGAGGCAUGGCCGAGCUGCACCCGCCCUUAGUCGGGUUUGGGAUGCCCCGGGGAGGCAGCGUCUGGCCACGAGUGGUGGCCUGCCUGAUCAGUCACAGGCUAGGGUGGUGCCUGGCGGGCGAGGGUGGGCUCGGGCAGCCCAGCUGAGCCUUGUCUGCAUUAGGGCCCGAAUCCCGGUGGUGCGUGGACACCUCACUCUUUCAGACUAUCAGCGGCACCUGGAUUGGCUCAGUAUUUGUGGAGAUGGUGUUACCCUGAAGUACCAAGCUUUAUUCUAUAAUUAUAAAUUACAGUCUUUAUGUGGUUUAAUAUAAUAUAGUUGAUAAGCUAUCUAAUCUGUUCUCCCUCCCCCCGCCCCCCAGGGACAGAACUUUUGUGAAAAAUGUAAGUUUUGCUUUCACUUAAAAAUCAAAAUUUUCUGUUGAGAAAAAACUCAGAGGACACAUAAGGCUAUGCAGACUGUUACACGUGUAUUCCUCCCAUUACCUCAUCAAUAAUAUUCACAUUUUGGUAGAUACUUAACUCAUUAGGGUGUUUGAAUUGAAUUUUACUCUAGAUGUGUGUGAAUGUAUUGGAGAGGCUUUGUCUUUCACUGUGAAAUGCAAUGGUGCCGCAAAUAAUAAGGUACCUAGAAGCCAAAUGAGAAUAAUGACUUCCUGUUGGCUUGGAUGCUUCACUUUAUGUUAUUUGAUUUUCAUGCAGCUUACAAGACGAAAUGCCUACCAGUUCAUUCUUGAACAUGUUUAAAAGCACAACUUCAGACACGUCAGUUGUACAAGGCAGUUGGUGUCUGUGUCCAUCAAACCGCUGGCAGAUUGCCUCUGAUGAGUUUAACAAUACUCAUGAUCUCUGCAUUUUUGAGAAUGUUCUAGUCUUAGUGAACUUGAUCUGGGCUUCUGGGUAGCUCAUUUACAUCUCAUACUUUUUUGUUGUUCCUGUGUAUGAUAUUGUUAGAGUGUGUGCAGAAAUUGUGGUCUUAACUACCCCGUUGAUAAAACUCAAAAACGUGCAUUUAAGUUGCUUUCUGUCCCAAGGCCAUAUUAGACUCUACCCUCAGACUGUCAUGCAGGUUUAGAGGGAUCAUAGCAUCAGAGAAGUAAAGCUCUCAAACAGUACUUCAGGAAAGGUAGAUGCUCAGCGAACUUUAAAAAUACAUUUUUUUUGUUGCAGCAUGCAACUAUAGUUGCCCAGAGUUUUAAUUCCAUUUUUCAUUCUUGCUCUUGGCCUGGUUGGGUGACAUCAGUAGAAUUGAAAUUGAGUUGAGACCAAAAUGGAUUCAGGAGGAUAAUUUACUUAGAGGGGAAUCUCUAAAAUGGUAAGAGUAUUUCCGAAAAAGGAAGGUAAUAGGAACAACACUUUGCUUACUUUCUAUCGCAGGAUUUAUUGCAAGAGUUCAGUGGUUUUGGAGCCCUCUGAUCUUAGCAGAAAGAAGAUACCUGCCUUGAACAGGUGUGACUUAUACCUUUGAGCUCAUUUAAGGUGCAUUAAACCUAAAAAGACUUUCCCUGUAACAAGUUCCAUGGAAUUAAAACUGCUCCUUUCUGUCUUCCCCCUCCUCACCUGCGUUUACAGCUUCCAUUGAUUUCACUCAAUUAGAGAGAAUCGUGAUGGUGCCAGUUGAGAACAAGAUGCCAGUCUUGAAAUGUCAGUUCCUCUUCCUUGGAGUUCAGCAUAUCUGAAAACACCUUAAAGGCACAGAACAGGAUUGACCCUGCUCUCUACAUAGAGCCAUUUACACUUUUAUUAUACUGUUGUACAUUCGAUUAAUGUCUGAAGUUUUCUUUGAUUGUGGAAACAGACAUCCCGUUGGUAUUCUGUCGUCAUUCUUUUUCCCUCCAGUUCUAGGGCUUGUCAAGUAAAAUCUCAGACCCUUUGAAUCUCACCCCACUGUCAGAAAAAACACCUUUGUUGGUGUUUGUGUGCUUGUUUUUCCCUUGUUUAUUUUUCGCAGGGCUGUAUUCGCCUUCUGCCCUCUUCCCCUCAAGGUGCUCUUUUACCUAGGAGCCUGUUGUCCCCUUUCUGAGGCGCUUCCAGGUGGUGACAGCUAGGUGCUGUCUCAGCUUUGAGCAUCCGGCUUCCUGACGUUGCAGCAUAGACGUCAGACAGACCUCCUGACUCUGUCUCCUUUGUGGUGGUAAAGUUUGAUCUCGUUCCUGUCUGUCUCUCUAAAGCAAAACUUUGCAGGUAUUCCCCCUUUGAAAGCCAGACAGUUAUUUUCAGAAAUGCAAACCUCCAGGGAAUUUUACUUGUACGCAUACACAAAAAUACAUGGAUGCCUUUUUUUAAAUGAUCUAUAUCAGUUAAAAACCAAUAAGAAUGUGUUUGGAGUGAAUCUGAAAUGUGUGUGAAAGAUAUAAGAGUCCCCACAUAGUUGAGCAAAGUCAGGGCACAAUAUCAAAAUAAUUUUGCCAACUUACUGAUCAGAAACGUUUCAGUUUUACUUAGAUAACAAAUCACUGGCCACAGGCGUUAGUUUUUGUGAAAAUCCCCCAGUCAGUAAUGUGUUAAAAUGGCCCAAGAACAGUAAGGAGUGAGCUGAAGAGGGACGAACAGAUUUUAGAUGAAAAAAUGCCUUUGAAAAACAAAAUGGAUGCCUAACAGACCUCCUCAGCUUAAGUUAAUAAAAGGAUAAAAAUCUGAA